AUGGCACCCCCCACUCCCUACUGGACACAACCCUCGCACCCUUCCAUCCAAGAAGUCAUUCUCCCCAGCAACCCUUCCGAAUUCACCACCAAGUCUCUCUCGAAAAUCACUGUCCCACCAUUCGGAUUGUACGCGAAACUGGAGUUCCCGCCUUGUACGAAAGCGGAUAAACCGACGUAUGCGACUGUGCAGAUGGGGAAGGAAGAGCAUCUGAAUCUGAAUAGUGAUUUGGUUUAUAUCAACCAUAGUUGUGAUCCGAGUUUGACAUUCGACCUGUCCCCCACGUCCUUCGGCAUCUUCGCUGGCCCAAAAGGUCUCAAGCCUGGUGACGAAUUGACGUUUUUCUACCCAUCCACAGAAUGGGAUAUGGCGCAAGGCUUCGAUUGUUUCUGUGGUGCUAAGACAUGCCGUGGUUUCAUUUCUGGAGCAAAGAAUAUGAGCAGUGAGCAGUUGGAGGGGUUAUGGCUCAACCCACAUAUCCGCGCCCUCCUCUCAGAGCGCGACUCAUCCUCAUCAUCAACAGCCGGCACAUCCCGCACCAACUCUUCCAACUCCCCCUCACCAGCCACUUCAACCAGCUCUUCUACCUCUAAUCUGAAAGCCAAUGGAUCAGCUGAGAAUGAGAAGAAUGGAGAAGCUAGAAGAGGGGUCACGAGUCGAGAGUUGAGUGGUGAGAUGGGUGGGGAUACGACAGUUUAA
Messenger RNA from Cadophora gregata, 699 nucleotides. RefSeq lists its product as uncharacterized. The record is from RefSeq and is a predicted model, not a curated record. The transcript has 3 exons. Lineage: Eukaryota; Fungi; Ascomycota; Leotiomycetes; Helotiales; Ploettnerulaceae. The coding region runs from base 1 to 699 and encodes 232 amino acids.